UUUGAGAUCAAUAGUACCGGCAUUGCUGAUAUACUUUUUCUUGGUAGCUUAAUGUUGAUAUCCUACAACCUCGUAACUCAAUAUCAAAAUACCUAGUGGUACUUUGACAUCGUGCCUAAAGUUUUCCUAAAGAAAUCUCAGUGGACAAUUAUUCAAGUUGCUUUAUCUUUAGCAAAUUAGAUGUUUGAACCGUCCUAGCCCAGCCUCAACAUUGACAAACAUAAUGAAAGGUUACUUUUCGCAGGAGGAGCCAGGUGGUCAACGUGCACUCAUAUUUGAUCAAGGAAACAGGAUUUCUCAAGGAAUUAGCUGUGUUGACGUGGCUGAUAUCUGCGUGAAGGCAUUGCAUGAUUCGACUGCAAGAAACAAGAGCUUUGAUGUCUGUUAUGAAUACGUCUCUGAACAAGGGCGGGAGCUCUAUGAACUUGUGGCACAUUUACCUGACAAAGCAAACAACUAUUUGACACCAGCACUGUCUGUCUUGGAGAAGAACACUUGAUUGAAUAUGCUCCAUCCAAGGAAAUACCAUACCAGUUCCAUACUUGCUCCCAGUCUUGAGGAUUUUUUUUCUUGUCCAACAUCUUUUUACUUGUAAUAAAAACAUAUCCAUUUCUGUUUCC
This is a messenger RNA of Populus nigra (black poplar), 620 nucleotides long. Its product is annotated as protein HIGH CHLOROPHYLL FLUORESCENCE PHENOTYPE 173, chloroplastic-like. The transcript has 4 exons. Bases 224 to 499 code for a protein of 91 amino acids. NCBI's taxonomy places the organism in Eukaryota, Viridiplantae, Streptophyta, Magnoliopsida, Malpighiales, Salicaceae. The record is from RefSeq and is a predicted model, not a curated record.